UUUCGACCAUUUCACGAAACCCUACCGUCUAAGUAUUUACUUAAAAUACCCCUUCGUUAUCGCGCCGUCCAUGCUCGUAACUCUUACCUUCAAAGGUUAUAUCCGUCUUUUUAAAAUCUCUCCCAAAUAUACACGUUUAAAAAAAUAAAAAUAAACGAAUUUGUUAAGAAAAUCAGAAAAUGGGUCGCCAAGAAUAGAGGAAGAAGCAAAGAAGAAAAAAAAAAAAGAGCGUUUCAAAUAUUUGCGGAGAUACAAAGCUGAGAAGAAGAGAUAAAAAAAAAAGCCUUGGAGAAGAGGUUUUCUUCUUCUUCUUCUUCCCUCCUCUCCUCUUAUACGAUGUCGUAUCACGCUUCUUCUUAUCUUCUCCGCCGUUGUCUCGCUUCCGUUUAACCUCGAUCUCUACCUACCGUUGAAUCUUUUUCAGCUUUCUUCCGUGGAGAUCUCCUUCGCGCUCGAGAGCCAUGCCUACUUUUUCUGCUAUUGCUUUGGAUAGAAUGCUAGAGCCAGGGGCUUCCACGUCUGUUGAGAGUGUUCCAAGCUCAACAAAUUCGUUUUAUUCUAAGCCACCAAUAUCAAAACUGGAGAAAGGUAAAGGUAAAUUACCUAGUGAGAGGACAGUUACUCGUCCUCUGAUGUCCCCUGCUCUCUACGCCACACCUGAUGCAAUUCCGCUUCCCAAUUCGCCGUCUUCUUUCCCACCAUCGCCUUAUAUCAUCAACCACAAAUCACGUGGACCUCCACGUCUUCUUAAAAGCUCUUCUGAGGCUAAUGUUGUGUCUUCUUCCCACCAGAAGACUCUGGCAGAGGAAACUAUUACUGCUGGAACAGAUGUAAAGGUUUCCCCUCGGAGGAGGUCCACCUCUUUCUCGUUUCCUAUCAGUGAGGCUACUGAAGACGAUUAUUCCAAUGGAGUCCAUGCUCGUCCGGUUGGAAAUUAUAAUUUCGAUGGUAUUGUUGAUGGUCCUGUUGGGCAUUGGAGUUCACUUGACGGUAAAAUUGGGAAUGGAAAGUCAGAGUUGGAUAAUGCUGCUAAUGGUUUAGAACGGGAAAAUGUUCUGACUGAGCCUGUCACUAUCAAAACAGACAAGGAGAGUGAGUCUGAAGAUUUCUAUGACCCAGGUGAAUCAGCAAGCUUCACAAGUAACACAGACGUAGAGGGUGAUGCAGGAGACGAAGGUUCACAUAGACUUGCCACACCUGUUGGAGAAUUUUAUGAUGCUUGGGAUGAACUAUCAACAGACAGUGGAAUGCAGAGUUCAGGAAACAACAUCGAAUCUGAAUUAAGGGAGAUAAGGCUGAGUUUAGUAAUGGAAAUCGAGAAGAGAAAACAGACAGAGGAGGCUCUGGAGCAGAUGCAAAUUCACUGGCAGAGACUCCGUGAGCAGUUGGCUCAGGUGGGUCUGUUCGUUCCCAUUGAUCCUACCACCUCCACCAACAACAUGAAUCUAUCAGAAGAACUACGCUGCCAACUCGAGGUUGCCAGGUUUGUCUCUGACUCUUUAGGCAGAGGUAUGGCGAAAGUGGAGGUAGAGAUGGAGAUGGAAUCUAUGCUCGAAACUAAGAACUUUGAAAUAACACGGUUGUCUGACCGUCUACACUACUAUGAGGCUGUGAACAGAGAAAUGUCUCAACGAAACCAAGAGGCCAUAGAGGUGGCACGACGAGAGAGGCAGAAGAGAAAGAAGAGGCAGAGAUGGAUUUGGGGAUCAAUUGCAGCAACCAUUACUCUAGGAAGCGCGGCAUUGGCAUGGUCUUACAUUCCUGCAUCGAAACCAUCAUCUGAAGUAUCACAACCUCUUAAGGAUGAAUGAUUAAGUAAGUCUCUUGUAUACGUGAUGGGUUUGAUGCGAGCAAGAGAAAUAAAGAUACAGGACGUUUAGCUUACGCCUUGUGAAUAGAAAUAUAUACAUAUUUGGUUAUUGUUUAACUGUUCUCAAGAGGAUGUAUAGCUCCGAGUAGCUGCAAACACUUUUUUUCUUGCGGUGGCAUACUGAUGAGUGGCAGCCACAGUCACUAAUAUUUGGUUCCUAUUAACAUUCGAUGUUAGCUCUAGUGUAAGGUGCUUGCCUUGCUUACAUCUUAAA
This is a messenger RNA of Arabidopsis lyrata subsp. lyrata, 2084 nucleotides long. RefSeq lists its product as uncharacterized. Lineage: Eukaryota; Viridiplantae; Streptophyta; Magnoliopsida; Brassicales; Brassicaceae. The coding region runs from base 462 to 1811 and encodes 449 amino acids. The transcript is spliced from 4 exons. The record is from RefSeq and is a predicted model, not a curated record.